ACACCUUACGGACCCAGGAAGUCACAGCCAUGGGUCAAAUCGUUGCGCCCGUAAUCGCCCUAUGCCCACAACGUGCUGGGACACCAGGAGAGCGUCAGAAGGACCAACGGAAUGACCGGAAGAUACAGCAAAAGGCAAGCACUUGAAACAGUGUUUCCUUCGGAUGACGAUGAGGAUGGUGCGUGGAAGGCUUGGGGUGCUCCAGAUGAAUUGGGGCUUCCAGGCAACGCAGGCAAUGUGCCCUUCAGCAGCGGAACGGAAGGAGAGCAAGACGGACAGGAAUUUGAGAUAGCAAUGCGGCGCAUGUUUUCACUACAAGAGAAGGAGUUCAAGUGUAGCAACAUGGACGAGGGCUACAAAGCGCGGCUUGAAAGAGCUCACAAGAGACUUCAACGCGAUCUUGCAGCAGUUCAAUGUAGUCGGACAUUGCCAAAGAGCUCACUCAGUCAAAUUUCUGCGCAAGUAGACGGAGUGGGAGAGAUUGCCCUUGAGCAGUUGCGCUCAAGCACCUGGGUAGUGAAGCCAGCAAGCAGCAAGCAGUCCCUUCUGUGUGGUCGAAAUAUCGCUGAACGCAAAGCCAUUGGCGCUGAAGAUUUUUCAACUUGGGAAAAUCGCCAUGAUGCUCUCCAGCGGCGCACGAUGGCAAGAUGACCCACAGAUUGAAGAGAGUGAGCUGCUUAACAUAUUUUACAUAGUAGUUACAAACCGAAGAAAACCUAUUGUCCAACCAAAGAAAAUUCUGCAUCGAUAUCCUCCUUUAGCUGACGCGGCUGAACGGGGCAGAUUUGGAAUCAUGCACAUUUCGAUGGACUCUCUGAUUCAAGAAAGAGACAAGGCAGAGCAGAAGGCAGAGAAGGUAGAGGAGGAAAACCAGAAGCUGCGAGAGGAAAACUUGCGGCUGCAAAAGAACCUCGAGGAAGCCUUGAAAAGAGCCCAGUCGUGAAUCACGUGUCACAUUGCCACUCCAAACACUGGUGCUGGUGCUGACCCACUUCCACAGAGAAGGGAGGAGCUCGGAGCAAGGGUGAAUGACAUGGACAGACCAAUCGCAGCGAUGAUAAA
This is a messenger RNA of Cladocopium goreaui, 1062 nucleotides long. Lineage: Eukaryota; Dinophyceae; Suessiales; Symbiodiniaceae. The record is from the annotation of a GenBank genome assembly.